Messenger RNA from Symbiodinium sp. CCMP2456, 1176 nucleotides. NCBI's taxonomy places the organism in Eukaryota, Dinophyceae, Suessiales, Symbiodiniaceae. The record is from the annotation of a GenBank genome assembly.
AUGUACUACUCACGGACCUGGCUGCUGGCGCUGCAGGCGGUGUUGCCGUGCGCGCAAUGGCUAGCUCCGGAAGGUCUCGGCUGGCAGAAGAUGGACAGCGAGCCUCCAUGGAAGCCCCACACAGGGAGCAUCGCAGCCCCCUUGUCUGAUGGCAGCAUGCUAUUGAUCGGUGGGCAGGCAGGAAGGCACGGUGGCGGCCAUUUCGAUUGCUUUAACUGCACCAGUGACGUGUGGCAAUUUAAGCAUCAGAAGGCCGAGUGGAUUGACCACUCCAAGGAUGUCCCGUGGGAUCCACGAUGGGGCCACUCCGUUGUCACUCAGGCUGACGACACGGUUUGGCUCUUCUUCGGCUGCUGCGAGAAAGGGAAGCCCACAGUGAUGUUGCGUGACGUUUGGAGCUUUAACCCAAUGAAAGGUUCGGCCUGGAGGAAGAUUGAGUCGCCGCCUCCCUUCGAAGGGAUUCAGGCGACAUCUGCAGCCCUAGCAGGCUCCGACGUCUGGUUCGUCGGCGGCUGGUCGCAGCAACGUGGCACGCUGUCGCAGGUGGUGGUCUUCAACCUGGAGACGCUGAAGUGGACCAUGAAGAGCCCGCAUGGGGCUGCUCCAUGGGACUCGCGGGCAGAUCACGCAACUGCCAUCUCUCCGGAUGGCAAGUGGCUCGUUAUGUUCGGAGGGCAACAUGCCAAAGAGGGCGGCAGGAAAUGGAACCGCUGUGAAGACACCUGGCGCGUGCCUCUUCCCAGUGCCAAACCCUCAGAAUGGGUGCGACUGGGAAACCUCGCGGCGGCACGGAGCUCUCCCGGCGUUUUUGUCCUCCACACUGGUUGGCUGAUGACUUUGGGAGGCCACUGGACUCCAGAGACGGAGCUCCUCUCUGCGAAGGGGCCUGAAGACAAGGACGGCGUGGCAAAGCACCACGAGGAGACGGAGUUCCGCACCUACAGUGACGUUCUGGCUCUCAACCUGAAUGCCGGCAGCAAGAAAUGGAAGGUCGUGGAGAAGGAGGCACCCUGGACCCCCAGGGAUGACGUCGCCGUAGGUGUUACGACAGAUGAUACCAUCCUGAUCUUCGGUGGCGGGACCUUGUAUGGUGGCGGCGGGUACCUCCAUGAUGUGUGGAAGUUGGAGAAGGCGUCUGCCAAGUUUGGCCUCCCGCUUUCCCACGACGAACUCUGA